Molecule: messenger RNA, 648 nt
Organism: Anopheles coustani
Lineage: Eukaryota; Metazoa; Arthropoda; Insecta; Diptera; Culicidae
Product: dynein light chain Tctex-type protein 2B-like
Exons: 2
Coding region: 63-518 (151 amino acids)
Biological process (GO): microtubule-based movement
Cellular component (GO): cytoplasm; cytoplasmic dynein complex
Molecular function (GO): dynein intermediate chain binding
Source: RefSeq, a predicted model, not a curated record
CUAGGAUACGUGAGUUUUAGCGAUUACAACAGUUCUGUGUGAGCAAAGAUGCAAUAACAGCAAUGGUCAAGGAAGAAAAUAAAUUAGACUUCGUGAAAAGCCAAUUGAAGAUGCAGAGUGACGCGAGAGAAACCAGCAUUCCACCGGCGCCGGCCGCGUACCAGAUGCGCCCGGCGUUAAGUGAAACAUUCAAAUCGGAAAGGAUACGUGAAAUCAUCCAGACAGUACUCACGGAAACGCUCACAGUGUUUUUCUUUCCAGGUCAAACCUACACCGCGGCCGACGCGUCACGCUGGACCAAAUCGCUGGCGGACGAAAUCAGCCUGAAGGUAAAAGAUUUGGAAAUGUACCGGUACAAGCAUGUCGUGCAGGUGAUGCUGGGCCAGCAGUUGGGCGCCGGUUGUAAAUACGUGUCGCGAUGCCGAUGGGACACAGAGUGUGAUAAUUACGCGACUGCGGAAUUUAAAAACUCCACCAUCUUCUGUGUGGUGACAGUUUACGGACUCUACCUUUAUUGAUGGGAUGCUGCGAGGGACCCGAAAGGGAGGGGCGAUGACCUGUCAACAAUUCCAGUUCCUCUCAGUUUGUGUGAAGAUAGCAAUUUAGUGUUUUUAAUUUUUACCAAACGACUAGUCGACCUUUUUGUAU